Mesorhabditis belari is the source of this 759-nucleotide messenger RNA. The record is from the annotation of a GenBank genome assembly. NCBI's taxonomy places the organism in Eukaryota, Metazoa, Nematoda, Chromadorea, Rhabditida, Rhabditidae.
AUGGAUAUCACUGGUGGCAUUCUAGCAAAGAUUUUAACAGAAAUGAUCAAAUUCAAUGGCGAAAUGAAGAAGAUGCGAGAAGAUAUUCAGCAAAUGAACGGGUCAACACAAAAGCUCAACACUUCGAUUGAAGGAAUGCUCAAGAAUCAAGCCGAAAUGUAUCAACUUUUUGAAAUGUUACCGUUGCUACUCUGCGGACAACAACGACUCCUGGAAGCUCAUGGAAUAAUUAGUGCUACAGCGAAAAUCCUAGAGGUUGGAGAACUCCCAAAAAUAGAGACACCAGCAAUAGAUAUCUCUAACCUUUUUGGAUUGAUCGCAAAUCAACCCACCUGCUCAAAAUUCGAUCCUUCAACUACAUCCAACGAUGAUGAAAAGGAGAGCAAACGGCGAAUUCGUCCCACCACCCCUGAAGAUAUUCGGCAAAAAGCUAGAGAAAGUGAGCUACGGUGGAACGAGAAGAAACUCGAAGAAGUGACUACCGAAACCGAAAUCAAACGACUGAAGAGAACGCUCUAUAAUCGUGAAAGGAUUUCCAAAGAAACCGCUGAAGAACGGGAACUUCGUCUUGAAAAGAAAAGAUAUGCUCGAAAAAUGAGCUUGCUGACCGAAACGCCCGAAGAUCGCCAACUUCGUUUGCACAAAAAGCGAGUGGCCAAGCGGCGAAAAACGCAACGCGAUGGAUCGUCCCAAUCUGGAUCUGUGAAUGACUUGGACUUGGAGCAACGAAUCAAUCUGGAAAUGCUAUGCAAUGGCUCU